AUGUUGGAGGAUCUCACGGUAGGAAAUGAAACUCCAACGGAAUCGAAUAAUACCGCAUCCGGUCAACCAAUAUCAUCACCGCGACCAGCAUACGCUUCCAAGCUACCCGAGCUAGAGGAAACCGUGGUCGAAGUAGCAGAUGGCACCGUAGAAAGCAUUCCCUUUUCAUUGAAAGAAAAGAUGAAUUUUUUCGAUAUGAGCCAGGUGAAAAGCAUUCAGGAUCACCUACAGGAUGAAGUGGAUAAAAUACGAUCCAUGAGAAAUGAACUGGAAGAUCUGAAAAGGGAAACGCUAAAAUUGUCCCGUAUUCGCAGUGAACAAUCCACGACGGGUCUUUAUCAGAAUCAAUGCUUUCGGAAUCUUGAGGCUCAACUAGACUCACUCAAAGAGGAACUCCAAACGGAAUCGGAAUUACGCGGACGGGUUGAAAGUGAACUGAAAACGGUGUUGGAAGAUUUGACCUUCUACAAAAAUGCCUCAAAAUCGGAUGCAGAUGAACGAAGAAUGAGGGAAAUCCGAGAACACUAUGAGUCUUUACUGGAACAACACAGAGACGGUACACUACGAGGGGAUAAAUUGGAGCGGAUCGCCAUGCAUUCAGUUCGCAACGGAGGCAACAAUAGAAACGAAGUUGAAAACAAGCGUCCAGAUGUAGAAUUAAUGGAUACAGAACAGUUUGAUCAUAAGCUCAAACGAGACUAUCUGGAUGCGAUCGAUAUCAUUAAAAAGCUGGAAAGUAACCUAUCCGAUUUACAGGAACGAUAUGAUGCUUCUUGUCAAAUGGCCAAAGAAUCUUUCCAGAAGGUCUCGGAGUCAAUCGAACUGGCCAAGACGGCUGCGGAUGAAAGAGAUGCUGCCACUCUGGCACAGUCCAAUGCGGAGCACGAAUUGAAUAGACUGCAGAAAGUUAUUGAAAAGUUGGUGGACGAGGCUGGACAAAGGACAGCGGAGGAGGUGGAAAAAGAAAGGAUCAAACAGGAGCAUGAGAUUGAAACUCUAAAAAGUGCUCAAACAAAAGCCGGUCAGUGCGAAAAUAUUCAACCGGGCAAACUGGAUCCUCGAUUAGAAAGUGCUUUGCAACGGGCACAUUGCGCGGAACAACAGCGAGAUGAGCUGAAACUUCGUCUGGAGACAGCUGAGACUUCAUUCGAACGAAAUUUGGCUACAAAGCAGUCUGAGAUUCAAAAACUUCAGGAAGAAGUCAAAUCUCUGAAAGAGCGUCUGGAAUAUGCGGAAUCUCAACGAAAUACCAUGGAGGAAAGAUUCAAACGCCAACUGGAAGCACUGAGCUUGGCAGAAAACCAGGCUUUGGAGGCGAAACGUCAAGCCAAUGCUGCCCAACGAUCUGCCCUGCAACAAGUGCUUACGGCUAAUCAAACUGUCGAACUGAACAAUGUUGAAUCAAAAAGACGAAUAGAGGCAAUGGACAAAGCCAAUCAGACUAGUGUACAGCGUUGGCAAGAAAUGUUGACGAAACAGCACACUCUAGCAGCUCAAUGGCGAUCUGAGGCCGAGCAUCUGGCCGAGCAAAUGGAAGAGCAGGGUAUCGCUCUUCGAGGCGCAUUGGAAAAGGAAAGAUCACGUGUGGAUCAGCUGAGAAAACAAAUUGCCUCUUUGGAACAUCAGCGCAAGGCAGAAGUGAGCUCACUUAUCGAUUAUUAA
Molecule: messenger RNA, 1662 nt
Organism: Echinostoma caproni
Lineage: Eukaryota; Metazoa; Platyhelminthes; Trematoda; Plagiorchiida; Echinostomatidae
Source: the annotation of a GenBank genome assembly